UGAUCCUUUACAGCAAUGUUUCCUUUUAAAUUAAAACAGCUUGUAAAGAUCCGUUUCAGACUUCUGCUAGCGACACUCCUUCUUCAGUUAUUAUCUGUCUAAUUAUUAAACACAGCAAAGGGCAGGAAGAGUAAUCUUUGUCCCGUGGUUCUUGCCUGGAGAUACUGGCUGCUCUGCUUUUUUACAAACUGCUUUCAACACUUUCAUUUCUCCCUCAAGCAAAGUAACCUCUCCUUCUUCUAAUUAUCCCCAAACGGCUUUACAAUAAAGGCACAGAAAGUGAAAGCAGGUAUCGAGUGGAGGUGACAGAGGAAGAGGUGGCAGAGUAUUUUCUACCUGAGCUACGCAGGCGGGACGUUCAUUUAACGGGACGAGAAGUCACAAAUGAUGGACAAGUCCACUGGAAACCCCGACGAGGACCGGGUGUCCCUCAAGAGCGACGAGAAGACGCCGACCAACGGCGCCGUGUCGCUGGGCGUGCUUCAGACGCUCAGGAAAAGCAUCCGGCGGGCGGCGGAGAAGAGCCCGCUGGCGUCCGGAGGCAAGGGGUCAGGGGUCACGACCGGUGAUGACUCGGGGGCACGACCGCCGCCGUCACCCAGUGAGUACCGAGGUCUGAGGGUCGGCUCUCCGGUCACGUCUCCCCUGAAGAACAUCGGAGGCCUUUUCAGCAGAAAAGAGGAAGACGAGAGCGACGGCGCCCCGCAGAAAGGAAAAGGUCUGACGCGUUCAAAGACAGAUCCAAACAUGGCCGGGUUCGGUGACACCCUCAUGAAAACGGGAGCGUCCAUACGUCGAAGCCUGAAAUUCGGCAGCAAGAAGGAUAAAACGUGCAGACCGGAGGCGCUGGUCUCCCUCUGCGAAGGCUCGGCGGACGAGAGGAAGGAGCACAAAGAGGAGGAGGAAGAGGAGGCGUGUGAGGAGAUGGAGGAGUCGUACACACUGCUAGAAAUACCCCACACCCCACUGUCAGUGAUGCAGAUCAAUAAGCUGAUCGAGAACGAGGUGCUGGAGGAGGCUCACCUGAACCUGCUCGCUCUGCGGCAGGAGUUCCAGCAGGAGCGUGAGCGGUGCGGCGAGGACUCGCCCAUGCAGCUGGCCAAGAAGGAGAAAGACCUCAACCUCCUCUACGGAGAGCUGAGGAACAAGGUCAACACCAUCGUGCGUGACUCCAACUCUCUUCCCUCCAGAAACAAGGGGCUGUUGGUUCCCGUGGCUCGCAUCAUCCAAGAGGAGGAGAGGAGGGCGGAGGAGCCCGGCGGGCUUGCGGGCAGCUGGAUGGAGGCGUGGAGGGAGGCGGUGGGCGAGGUGGUGCAGGCGAAGGUGUCGAGCGUUCACCUGGAGCAGAGGGAGCAGAACGUCUCCUGGUUGGCCGUUCACCUGGGGCUGCUGGGUCGGACCGUCGUGGAGGACUUGGAGAGCGUGAAGAAGGAGCUGCGGUGCUCGUACCCACCCAGCUUCAAAGUCUUCAGCACCUACGUGAGGAGCUACCACCGGGUCCUCGGGCAGCACAUGAAGAAGCUGGAUGAGCAGGCGACGGAGCGGAAGGACCUCUACGCUCUGCUGGACUGGAUCAUCAACCGCUACAAGAGGUCGGUGAACGUCAAUCACGAGUCGAUCAUGGGAAGUCUCUCCCUGCAGCCGGACAUGAAGGACGAGAGCGUCGAUCUGCAGCUGGAGGACGAGCUCCUGACGCAGCUCAAAGACAAGUUCUGCUGCAGAGUGAAGAAGGACAUGAGCUCUUCACUGGACAGACUCAUUGCACUUGAACAUGAGGAGGUUUGGAGGGACAGCAGCUCUCCGCAGAAGGAGGAGGACUUCCUCAACUGUCCGUUUCACAUGGACAUCUGGACGACAGUGAAAGGAAAUGUUCAGAACUCUGGAGCCAUCGAUGCUCAGCUGGAACAGCAAGUGAUCUCCUGCUGCCUCCAGGAGCUGAGCACGUUCCCCAAGAGAUUUGAGACGGAGUUCAGGCGUCACUGCAGCGCUCUCAGACCGAAGCCUCUUUGGAGCGAGUACCAGAUAACAUACAUCAACUGCUUCACUGCUUUACAGCAGCACAUGGAGGAGUACCGGGACUCGUGUCCAGACGAGGUGGACGGGUUCAGACAAGAGGCGACGUCGCUGAUUAUCAGGCUCAACCAGGUGCUGGAGGACCAGUUCAAAGACGACGUCAAGCCGUACCUGAGGAGGAUGAUGACGAGGAAGUGGCUCACCAACGAUGAAGACUUUGGGCAGCUUCACAGUCGGACAGAGCUGCUGUCUCAGCACUGCGCUCUGAUGAGGCCGCCGCAUAAUCAGGAGUUUGCGAGCCGACUGCACUACCACGUGGUGAGGGAAUACGUCGGCCAGCUGAUGAAGAACAACUACUCGUGCAAGAACCGGAAACACGAGAAGGCAGCGAGCAAGAUGCGCCUGCAGUGGGAGAAGCUCAGUGAUCUGUUUGAGAACAUGAAGUCGACUCACGAGUGGCUCUACGCUGUGGGAGACGACCUGAGCAACGUCAUCGUGCAGAAAAACAAGAGCGACAUAAAGAACCAUCUGCAGCCUUUAGUGGAGCAUUACCCCGACUUCAGCAGGAAGCACCUGGUAGCUGUCCUGUAUUUCAGAGGCCUGCUGAGAGGCCGUGAGCACCAGCUGAUCCUCCAGCGUCACACGGAGCUGAAGGAGAAACUGGGCGGCGGCGGCGGCGACAGGAGCCGGGUUUUAUUUGGCGACAUGCAUGUCACCGUCAACACAGACUGCCUCUCCAAUCUGCCUUUCUCCUGCCUCAGCUUCCUGCUGCCCGACAACUAGUGCGCCAUGGAGUUAAAGGUAGAGCUGUGUUAUUUAAGGUGGUCUGACACAUAAGUUAAGGUCCUGUGCUCUCAAACACUAAACUAAACUGCACCUUUUUGCACAGAAAAAGCAGUUCAUGUUUUUCAGGACCGAUCGUUCUCAAUCUCUCCGUUGUUACACGGUCGACAUUGAAGUUGUAUUGUGUGUCUAUUAUUUAGGAAUCGGUUUCCCUUCAUCACACACGUCUACCACUGAGAGUUAGUUGGUGCUCGCUGAGUAAGAAGAGGCUCUAAAUGUACGCACGUUCUCAAACACAAGGAGAAAUUGAUGAUUUCAGUUUUAACUGGUAGAAAUGAAUGAAACCUGCUCACACACAGAGAGGAGCCGGUAGCUUUAUAAUAAACAUAAUAAACUGAUAUUCAUGAGGCUGAAACAAGACGUCGGUCCGGUUGAGAAAGUUUGUUGAAUCGGACACAAAAAGAAAAGUAUGAGACUUACUAAACCACAAAAUGUGGAUUAAUCCGCCGCUGAAAAUAGUCC
Anarrhichthys ocellatus (wolf-eel) is the source of this 3318-nucleotide messenger RNA. It is a transcript of the gene exoc3l4, whose product is annotated as exocyst complex component 3-like 4. NCBI's taxonomy places the organism in Eukaryota, Metazoa, Chordata, Actinopteri, Perciformes, Anarhichadidae. Bases 385 to 2796 code for a protein of 803 amino acids. Gene Ontology annotation, biological process: exocytosis; exocyst localization. The transcript has 14 exons. Gene Ontology annotation, molecular function: SNARE binding. The record is from RefSeq and is a predicted model, not a curated record. Gene Ontology annotation, cellular component: exocyst.